AGCCACGAUUUCAAUCCAAAGAGAGCGUCGUAGACAGCAAGAGCCCUAGUGAGCCUGAGGGAUCCCACACUUCCAUAUAGAAUUCCAUAUACUAUGAUGGACAGUAGGCAGAGCUGCAGUGCCGACGGAAGUCCUCCUAACGAUGGGCAAAUACAUCCUGGAGAGCAGCCAUCUCGAUGCAAGCCAUGUUGUCAGCAUUUCAUUGAACCUGGAAGUCUUCCUCAACAUAAGCAAAGGGAAACAGGGGACACACAAAAUAAACGCAUGGAAUGUGGAAAGAGCUUCACUGCCAGUAGACGUCUUCCUGCACAUCAAGCAACACACACUGGGGUGGAGCCAUACACAUGCAUGCAAUGUGACAAGAGUUUCAGUCAGAUGCAACAUCUGACAAUGCAUUAUAGAACCCACACUGGGGAGAGGCCUUACAUAUGCAUGGAAUGUGGAAAGAGCUUCAAUGAAAGUGGAAAUCUUACAAAGCAUCAAAGAACCCACUCUGGGCAGAGGCCCUAUAAGUGUAUACAGUGUGGAAAGACAUUCAAACAUAGUCAACAUCUUACACUUCAUCACAGAACCCACACUGGGGAGAGGCCUUAUACAUGCAUGGGAUGUGGAAAGAGCUUCACUGCCAGUAGUUCUCUUACUGCACAUGAAAGAACACACACUGGGGAGAAGCCAUACAAAUGCGUGGAAUGUGGAAAGAGCUUCAGUAUCAGGGGAAAUCUUGUACAGCAUCAAAGAACCCACACUGGGGAGAAGCCAUACACAUGCAUGGAAUGUGGAAAGAGCUUUACUGAAAGUAGAAGUCUUACAAAGCAUCACAGAACUCACACUGGGGAGAGGCCCUAUACAUGUGCACUGUGUGGAAAGAGAUUCAGCCAGAGUCAAAAUCUUACAAUUCAUCAUAGAACCCACACUGGGGAGAGGCCUUUUGCAUGCAUGGGAUGUGGAAAGAGCUUCACUUCCCGUAGUUCUCUUACUUCACAUGAAAGAACACACACUGGGGAGAAGCCAUACACAUGCGUGGAAUGUGGAAAGAGCUUCAGUAUCAGGGGAAAUCUUGUACAGCAUCAAAGAACCCACACUGGGGAGAAGCCAUACACAUGCAUGGAAUGUGGAAAGAGCUUUACUGAAAGUAAAAGUCUUACAAAGCAUCACAGAACCCACACUGGGGAGAGGCCUUAUACAUUCAUGGGAUGUGGAAAGAACUUCACUUCCCAUAGUUCUCUUACUGCACAUCAAAGAAGCCACACUGGGGAGCAACCAUAGAGAUGCAUCAAAUGUGGAAUGAGCAGAAGAGAACCUCUGCUAUUAUCUCUGCUCCUUUGACUGGGUUGAGGAGGCUGCUGAGGAAACUGAAGGUCUCCUGAGCAAAAGAGCAACCAGGGAGAAAGCAUACAAAA
Messenger RNA from Varanus komodoensis (Komodo dragon), 1400 nucleotides. RefSeq names its product gastrula zinc finger protein XlCGF17.1-like. The record is from RefSeq and is a predicted model, not a curated record. The transcript has a single exon. Gene Ontology annotation, molecular function: RNA polymerase II cis-regulatory region sequence-specific DNA binding; DNA-binding transcription factor activity, RNA polymerase II-specific. The coding region runs from base 94 to 1266 and encodes 390 amino acids. Lineage: Eukaryota; Metazoa; Chordata; Lepidosauria; Squamata; Varanidae. Gene Ontology annotation, biological process: regulation of DNA-templated transcription.